AUGCCAGUUUGCGUAGUGACACUGUGUAAAAAUAAUACUACACGAAAUAAGAAAGACACUGGGACCACAUACCAUCAAUUUCCUGCUGAUCCUGUUAUUUUGGACCGUUGGACUGCUAUAGUACGACUCAGUCGACAAGAAAGUUGGUGGAAACCUGGAAAACGCAGUGUUAUAUGUUCCGCUCAUUUCAAUGAGAGCGAUUUGUACUUUACAAAUGGUGGUUUGAAACGAUUGUGUAAGGGAGCUGUACCACAGAAUGCAUUAUUUUUGUCAUCAACACCAUCGGAUAUUUCUAACAAUAGUACAGUAACUACAGAACCAAGCAUACCAGUUCCAGUUGUCAGUUCUACCAACAGUGCUGUAACUGGAGAACAAAGCAGAUCAGUUUUAGUUUUCAAUGAAACUAUUUUAGCUAAUGGUAAUGAAACUCCACCACUAGAUGACUUCCCCGACAUUGACUAUAUUUUUGACACACCGAGAGAGAUAAAGCUUAAAAAGGAGCUUAAUAAGAAAACUGUUCUACAAUUAAAACACGCGAGAAUAAUUAAAACCUUGCGUGAAAAGACCCGUAGGUUAAGAAAAUCCAAUUGUAAUUUAAAAAAUAUUAUCAAAUCUUUAAAGCAAGAGCUUAAUAAGAAAACUGUUCUACAAUUAAAACAUGCGAGAAUAAUUAAAACCUUGUGUGAAAAGACUCUUAGAUUAAGAAAAGCUAAUUGUAAUUUAAACAAUAUUAUCAAAUCUUUAAAGCAAGAACGGUUGUAA
Parnassius mnemosyne (clouded apollo) is the source of this 762-nucleotide messenger RNA. NCBI's taxonomy places the organism in Eukaryota, Metazoa, Arthropoda, Insecta, Lepidoptera, Papilionidae. The record is from the annotation of a GenBank genome assembly.